AGCCUGGUUUGUGCAGCCUUUGCUGCACGCGAAUUCAAAUUUGAAGUACGCAGAACAUCAGCCAAUCAACGCUGUAGGAUCUUUAAUUUCCUGGCCAAUGAGAGACAAAGAGACAAAGCCCGACUUCCUGCCUGAAGAAAGCCAUAUCCUAUUCAGUUGUUAGGAGACCGGAGCGUGAGAAACGUCGAGGUAUUUUUGUCUGUGACCAAGAAACAUUAUCCAGUACAUGGCGGGGGCCGCGAGGGCUACUACCAAAGAGCCACUGGACCUCGUAAGUCAGAACAAGAUCUUCUGUGAAACGGUCCAGAAAGAACUACGAUGCCAGCGUCUACACACGGAGUACGGGGUGAAUCCUCUCCUCAAGGUUCACACCGUAACCAGAAAGCCAAUGUCCUGGCAUGAUAACAUAGAGGAGCCUGCUGAUGCUAAGUUCCUGAAUCUCAUUCAUCAUGCUGCACUUGAACCAACCAAGAAAUAUAAAGAACCACAGACAGCAAACCAGGAAAUUGGCUGGUUCUCCACACCUUUGACCAGCACUGACCGAAGUGACAAGAGACUGAACUUCCCAAGUCGAAGCACUGAAAUCACCAGAUAUAUGGCUGCCAUGUGGCGGCUGAAGGAAAUGAUGAAGGAUAAAAGAUAGGGACUCCAAGUACUAGUUUAGAGUUUCUGAUCUGCACCCUCUCAACCAUUUCAUGCAGCAAAGUAAACACCAUAGGCAGUGAAAAUUUCUGCUGCAGCACAUCCAUGCUUGCAAUAAACCUGUAUCAGAA
This is a messenger RNA of Heteronotia binoei (common prickly gecko), 773 nucleotides long. RefSeq names its product cilia and flagella associated protein 144 (gene CFAP144). Gene Ontology annotation, cellular component: ciliary base. NCBI's taxonomy places the organism in Eukaryota, Metazoa, Chordata, Lepidosauria, Squamata, Gekkonidae. The transcript has 4 exons. The record is from RefSeq and is a predicted model, not a curated record. Bases 227 to 643 code for a protein of 138 amino acids.